Molecule: messenger RNA, 1658 nt
Organism: Rubroshorea leprosula
Lineage: Eukaryota; Viridiplantae; Streptophyta; Magnoliopsida; Malvales; Dipterocarpaceae
Source: the annotation of a GenBank genome assembly
AUGAAUUCAGACUGCAAGAUAUCUUGCUAAAAAAACAAAAUCCUUCGCUACAAUCACUCACACAGAUAACUUAUUUUAGUCCUCUAUGGACCCAUAGAACUUCCAUGUAAAUGAAAAUGGCGCGCCCAUCUUCUUCUUCUCUCAUUCUCCUCUUCCUCAUUUCGAGCCUGCUUCUCCAUCUCUCAUCCGCCAAAACUCUCAAACGCGACGUUAAAGCCUUGAAUGAAAUCAAGGCCUCGCUGGGUUGGAGAGUGGUGUAUGCUUGGAUCGGCGAUGACCCCUGCGGUGAUGGAGAUCUGAAGCCUUGGUCCGGCGUCACCUGCACCACCGAGGGCGACUACAGAGUUGUCACUGAAUUGGAAGUUUAUGCAGUGUCGAUUGUGGGGCCGUUUCCUGUUGCUGUUACCAAUUUGUUGGAUCUUACGAGGCUGGAUCUGCAUAAUAACAAGCUGACUGGGCCAAUCCCGCCGGAAAUCGGACGGCUCAAGCAUCUUAAAAUACUAAAUUUGAGGUGGAAUAAACUACAAGAUGUCCUUCCUCCUGAAAUUGGUGAACUAAAGAGUCUGACACAUCUGUAUCUUAGCUUCAACAAUUUCAAAGGGGAAAUCCCAAAGGAGCUUGCAAAUCUCCCAGAGCUUAGGUAUCUACACUUGCACGAAAAUCGUUUUUCAGGCCAUAUUCCACCAGAGUUGGGCACAUUAAAGAAUCUUCGGCAUCUAGAUGUUGGUAACAAUCAUUUGGUGGGGACUCUAAGGGAACUCAUACGCAAUGAGGGUUGCUUUCCAGCCCUGAGGAACCUUUAUCUGAAUAAUAAUUACUUAACGGGAGGGGUUCCUGCACAGACAGCAGAACUGACCAACCUGGAGAUCUUGCAUCUGUCCUACAACAAAAUGAGUGGGGUAAUACCGUCUGAAGUUGCCCAAAUCCCUCGAUUAACUUAUUUGUACUUGGAUCACAAUCAAUUUACAGGAAAAAUUGCUAAUACUUUUUAUAAACAUCCAUUCUUGAAGGAAAUGUAUGUUGAAGGAAAUGCAUUCAAAUCAGGAGUAAAACCAAUAGGUGUCCAUAAAGUCCUAGAACUUUCUUUUGACACGGAGUUCCUAGUUUAGUCAAAAUACCAUAUAUUUACUUUCUUUUCUCAUAUCAUGGUUAUACUUACAUUAUUACAUUAUAGGGCUUGAUCUAAUUCUUUUUGAAAAAUAUAAGUUUUUUCCUUGUAGAAUCAUCCUGUUCAAGGACCAUCUCUUUAAGCAUAACAUUGAUGUUUUCUUGUUGCUUAAAUUGUAAAUAGCUUUAAUAUGGAAUCCAACAUGGCCAAAAGGUGACGGCAAAAGAUAACACUACCAGUAUCUACUUUCCCAGUUAUAGAAAGUGAACACAGAUUUGUUUUUUUUUUUUCAAAUAAGUGCAACAAUGAGAAUCAGAAGACAUGAUGCUAACCAAGUUGACUGGACUAGCACAUCUACUUCUGGCUUCAAAACCUAGUCAGCAGCUUUAUUAGCAUUCUAGCUAUCAAUUUCAAAAUAACCAUUUACUGUUGGGAUUCAAUCCAUUUGCAAUUCAUACAGUGCCUGUUCUUCACCCAAGAGCUGAGUCUGCAUCUACUACUUCACAGCAGUCUUCUCUGAUCUUCUCUGUAGUGGCACAGCAAUAGUGAC